This is a messenger RNA of Pneumocystis murina B123, 586 nucleotides long. Its product is annotated as histone H3-like centromeric protein cnp1. Bases 103 to 444 code for a protein of 113 amino acids. Lineage: Eukaryota; Fungi; Ascomycota; Pneumocystomycetes; Pneumocystales; Pneumocystaceae. The transcript has 3 exons. The record is from RefSeq and is a predicted model, not a curated record. Gene Ontology annotation, molecular function: DNA binding; structural constituent of chromatin; protein heterodimerization activity. Gene Ontology annotation, cellular component: nucleosome.
GAUAAUUCAAACUUAGAAAAAAACAUCGAAAAAGAUCAAAAGGAAGAAGCUAUUUAAAACGUGGAAGGCAGUAACUGGGAGAGGCAUCAGUGAGGAGAUAAUAUGGCGAGAGCCAAAAAUACAGCACGAAAAUCGGCAGGGAGACUAUCGGAAGGAAGUACGCGGGCAGCGCGAAAAACAUUAGCAGGAGCAUCAGGAAAUAUAGAACCUGGUGAUCCAAUUCCGCGUGGAAAAGCACGACGAUAUCGACCUGGUACAGUUGCAUUGAAGGAGAUUAGAAAAUAUCAAAAAAGUACGGACCUUCUAAUACGGAAAUUGCCAUUUGCACGAGUUGUUCGAGAUAUUGCGACAGAUUAUGUCGCCAGUUUUUCAACAGAUUUUGGUCUUCGCUGGCAAUCUACAGCAAUUUUGUGUUUACAAGAAGCUACAGAAGGUGCGUUAUAAAGUAUCUAUCAUUUUCCCUGACAACAUAGCUUUUCUUGUUCAUUUAUUUGAAGAUACCAAUCUAUGUGCAAUUCAUGCAAAACGUGUUACAAUUAUGCAAAAAGAUAUACAGCUUGCGCGAAGAAUUCGGGGUGGUUGGGGU